AUGGAAUCUUCAAGGCGUUUGAAAACCGUGGAUAACUCUUUCGUGGCUGUCAUGGAGCAGUUUGUGAAGACAGUCGACAGAAUGGAUAACACCGUACUCAUCCCUAUGAAGUUGAUAGAUUUGCCUGUGAAAGAGUUAAUGCCGACGAGCGGGAAAGACUCCUAUCUUCAAAAUAACAUGAACAUGAGAGCUUUCUACUUCAUGGUUAAAGCUUUGAAAAUUAAGCUGUCACUGGGAUACAGUCCGCCGACUGAAAACGAUGCGAACAUGAUUCCCCUUGAGAGAGAAAUCCAAGACUCUUGCCAACGGUUAAAUCAGCUUACUUUGCUGGCAAGGUACAUCAAAACAUCAGCGCAAAACCUUGGUCCUAACCAUGAGCUGCCUUCUUUCAAGGAAUUCAAAGCCAAGACCACAUUGGACCCCGAAAACUGCCUCGUGGAAGCUAUUAAGAGGUUUGCUGACGAAGUGGAAUCUAUGGAAAAGUCCGUUUUGUUCCCUCGUCUCCUCGAAGACUACAGUGUGAACGAGCAGAUGCCUCAAUUUGACGAACAAGCUAAAACUCUACUCGAUGUUUUCGUUUUGCUCGAGAAACUUCGCACUGAGUUGCUGUCAGGCUCGCGGAAUUUCGAGCUUCCAGACCCGAAACUACACCAAAAACUGUCGGAGUUGUUCCAAACAUUUGUGCAGUAUACAACUAUGGCUAGAAAUCUUACGGCUCGUUAUGAAGAGGAGGUGCGAUGCUUUUGA
This is a messenger RNA of Pocillopora meandrina, 747 nucleotides long. Lineage: Eukaryota; Metazoa; Cnidaria; Anthozoa; Scleractinia; Pocilloporidae. The record is from the annotation of a GenBank genome assembly.